ACGGUUCCGUUAAAACGAACCGCAGUUUCCUGUCUUAUUACAUGCCCGGAGCGAAGACAGGCCUGGCAAUCUCUCAGCUCUUAGGAGCCAGUGUGAGUGUGAGUUCGGUAGAAUGCAACAUUUGUUGCUGUCACGGGAGACGUGUCGAAUCAUCCGAACAAUGUGGCAAGUGAAAAGCGAAGAAUAGAAAAGUGUCGGUGUAUUUCUGGACACGGAUGAACUUUUACUCAGUUCAUUCACUAACAACAAAAUUCUUUCAGGCAUGAAGUGUUGCAGACCUUUGUGGCUGCUCCUGGUAGUAGGAACGCAUCUUCUGGGAGGUCCACGGGGAGCAUCGGCCGCUGAAACACCGUGUCCAGGUGUAUUCCACUACGAAGGGAACUUCGGCAAUGAAUAUGGCAUCAUCACUGUGCCCAAUCCUUAUCCAUACCUCGCAAUUGACAUCACUGUUGCAAUGUACAUCACUGCUUCAGUGCCAUCGGACAGACGUUCUAAACUGGAACUGAUAGAUAAGAAUGCAUGGCAGAAGCUGGCAGCAGGUGACAGAAAUUCUAUUCUUUACCGCCUUGAAUUUCCCCUGCAAUCGCCACUGCCCACAAUCAAGAGCAUCACUGUGAAUGGAAAUAUCAUCUGUAGAGGUGGAAGGCCAAGUGCUCCAUUUCUUACUACACUAACAAUUCAGCACGCAAUUUAUAAUGACAAAUGCUUUUCAAGCAGUUUGGAAUGUCCAUAUAACAUUCAGCAGUCUCCAGGAACAUUUCAGCCAAAACCACCAUCAUUGCCACCACCAAUAGGAGACACAGUAUUGAACACACCUGAAGAUUCAUCCUCAUUUGCAUCACCUUGCCCUCAAGUAUUUAGAUAUGAACUUGACAGAUAUGGAGACUGGUAUGGACUCAUCAGUGUUCCCAACCCUUAUCCUGUGGUUGCAAUUGAUAUCAGAGUGGAGCUGUACAUCACUGCAGUAUCAUUGAGCACAAAAGGACGUCUUGAUCUUGUAAAUAGUCUGAAUGAAGAAUGGGAGAGGAUGAGAACUGGUGAACAGUAUUUCAUUCUCUAUAGAUUAAACUUUCCUGUGAAAUCACCCUUGCCUACAAUUAAGAGCAUCACUGUAAACAAUCAGGUCAUAUGCAGAGGCAACAAACCAAGUUCUCUUCCACUUACUGCUCUCUCUUUUCAGCAUAGUCUGUUCAAUCAGAAAUGUACUUCAAGUAGUCUGGAUUGCCCCUAUAACACUGAAAAUGGUCAGCCAAUUAGACCAAGACCUCCAGUUAAUAUGCCAGUGCCAGUGGAAGAACCAUCAACAACACAAAGGCCUCCACCUCCACCGACAUAUAAACCUCCACCUCCACCCACACGCACACCUCCACCUCCACCACCACCACCACCUCCACCAACACGCACACCUCCAGUAGAGGAAACAAGUGUGAACACAAAUACCAAAUGUGGCUUUCCAGUAGUGAGAACUAAUGCCCUCAUCUUUUAUGGACAAGACACAGCACAUGGUCAGUGGCCCUGGCAUGCAGCUAUAUAUCAACAAAAGGGUUAUGACAUGGUAUACAACUGUGGUGGAUCUUUUGCUGGUACCAAGACCAUUAUCACAGCUGCCCAUUGUGUCACCAAGGAUGGGAAGAUACUGGCUCCACGUGAUUUUACUGUUUACUUAGGAAGAUACGACCUCAGAAAUCGCAAGGAAGAAAGUUCGCAGGAAUUUGAUGUAUCUAGGAUAUUUGUUAAUCCUUUUUUCAAUAGUAGCAACUUCCAAGCAGAUGUAGCCAUGCUGGUCCUAGCUACUACUGUACUGUACACAACAAAUGUAAGACCUGUAUGUCUUUGGAAUCAGAGAGAUAUCAGCCUGGAAAGUAUAGUUGGAAAGGAAGGUGUGGUAGCUGGUUGGGGCUUAGAUGAGAAUGGCAAUACUGCGCAAAAGUUAAAAAUGGUGAAAAUGCCAGUUGUGACCCAGGAAACUUGCCUCUGGAGUCAUAGCACCUUCUUCUCACAGUUCACUUCUAAUACAACUUUCUGUGCAGGAUAUCGAAAUGGGAGCAGUGUAUGCAAUGGUGACAGUGGCAGUGGGAUGGUGUUCCCAGAGGUUCAGAGAGAUGGCACUCAGAUCUGGAAGCUUCGUGGCAUUGUCUCGAACAGCAGGCCAAAUGAUGACAAUAAGAAAGUUUGUGAUACGACCAAUUACAUUGUCUUCACAGACAUUGCACAGUAUCUAGAGUGGAUCAAUUCACUUCUCAUUUAAUUACAGUUCAUGCCAAUAUCUUGAAAAAAAACAGGAAUACAGAAAAUCCUCAUUUCUGCCAAUCACCGUUUUCAUUAUGAACUGUAUUUUCCUGACUGCAGGUGGAACCUUACCCACUCUUCCUUCUGACCACUGUCCUUUUACCAGGAAUAAACUCUUGCUUCCACCUCAUGGGUUUGGUGAAACAAACCCCCAUAUGUACAUGAACACUUGCUCACCCUACUUACAUCAGAUGUCUCACCACUCCCAGAGUUGUGAGGCAGUAAAUUAUGGUCAUGAGUCCUGCAGGACUUGGAUCCAAGAAUGAAUGUGCUCGCAAGUACCAGCAGAAAUUUACCUGAAAAAGAAUAGCCAACAGUGCAAGAACAUAGCACAUACAUAGGAAGAGUGGCUCCUCUAUAUCUCCAAGAGGGGGCCCCACCUCUAAAUAUGUACAUGUCUAGGAGAGAGCAAAAAUCUUGGUCAUAGAUCUCGAUGAGACCUGAAGUCAAGAAUGACUGACUGACUCUGCAUAAUUCAAACCUGAAGCUGAAGGCAGCAUAUGCCAGCGGGAUGUUAGCAGCACUAUCCACAUCCACACAACUCGAAAACCAGGAGAAGUUUAUUGUCAUAGAAUGGUGACCAGUGAACAUUAAUAUUCUAGCUGCAAGAAAUAGGAACCCUUCAGAUGAGGCCCCCCCCCAACAAAAUUACAGUUUUCUUGAAAACAGCUCAAACAAUUGUGAUUAAUUUUUAGUAACAAGUGGAGUCUAUCCUCCUAUAUAGGAUUGCAUGAGUGAUAUCUUUAUAUAUCGAAUAGAUAUAAAGUGUAACUUCUGUAUCAGUUUUCUAUCUCUUUCCUGCCACAGACUUAAUAGAGUGCAUAAAAGAAAUUCUUAAAUAUGUUCCAUAUUCUUGCAGUAUGUACAGUAGCCAUGAUGAGCAAGUAUUGCUGUAAGGUCCUGAAAGCAAUUCAAGCCCUAAUUCUCAAUUUUUGUUAAUGAUGUGAGUAAAUGUUGCUUUCUUAAUUUCAGUGCUAUUCCUAGUUGACAUAGUUCUACAUACUAUAUAUUGUGACACUGACAA
Molecule: messenger RNA, 3313 nt
Organism: Cryptotermes secundus
Lineage: Eukaryota; Metazoa; Arthropoda; Insecta; Blattodea; Kalotermitidae
Product: serine protease gd
Exons: 12
Coding region: 263-2248 (661 amino acids)
Biological process (GO): proteolysis
Molecular function (GO): serine-type endopeptidase activity
Source: RefSeq, a predicted model, not a curated record